Molecule: messenger RNA, 1876 nt
Organism: Malus domestica (apple)
Lineage: Eukaryota; Viridiplantae; Streptophyta; Magnoliopsida; Rosales; Rosaceae
Product: pentatricopeptide repeat-containing protein At2g44880-like
Biological process (GO): RNA modification
Cellular component (GO): intracellular membrane-bounded organelle
Molecular function (GO): protein binding; RNA binding
Source: RefSeq, a predicted model, not a curated record
AAUAACUGAAAAAACUGCCAUUCAAAAUUGCAACGAAGCAUCUAAUUAAGAGAGUGAGGAGGAGUGAUGAGAGAGCAGGUAUGGAGAUGGAGCUCAUUGGAAAGAAAAUGCCUAGACCUUCUCCAACAAGCAAACACAACUUCUUCUCUUCUCCAAAUCCAUGCUUUUAUGCUCCGAAAUUCCCUCGAUACCAAUGUCAAUCUCCUCACCAAGUUCAUCACAACCUGCUCUCAUCAAAACCCAAUUGCUCUCGUUCGACACACCCGCCGCGUCUUCGAUCGGAGACCCAAUAAUGAUGACACAUUUCUCUGCAACUCUAUGAUAAGAGCUCACAUGGAAAACCGGCAAUUCGGUGAAUCUUUCACACUAUAUAGAAAUCUUAGGCAGGAAACGGAGUUCGAGCCGGAUGGCUUUACAUUCACAGCUCUGGCGAAGGCGUGUGGAUUAGAUAUGGCCAUCUGGGAAGGACAAGAACUUCAUUGUCAAGUUGUUAAGAUUGGGUUGAGCUUAGAUUUGUAUGUGUCCACGUCGUUGGUUGAUAUGUAUGCAAAGUUUGGGAGGAUGAUUUGUGCAAGGAAGGUGUUUGAUAAAAUGACGCACACGAGCCAAGUGUCGUGGACAGCUCUUAUUUGUGGGUAUGCAAGGUCUGGAGGCAUGAGUAAUGCAAGGAGUUUUUUUGAUCGAAUGCCUGACAAGGACUCGGCUGCAUUUAAUGCGAUGAUUGAUGGUUAUGUCAAACUGGGGGAUAUGGGCACAGCUCGCAGUUUGUUUGAUGAGAUGAUGGAUAGGAAUGUGGUGUCUUGGACCGGUAUGAUUUCUGGUUACUGCCAUCAUGGUGACAUACAUUCCGCUAGAUCACUCUUUGAUGCCAUGCCUAAGAAGAACCUUAUUUCUUGGAAUGCCAUGAUUGGAGGUUAUAGUCAAAACAACCAACCCCAUGAAGCCUUGAAGUUAUUUCAGGGAAUGCAGUCAACUACAUCGCUUGAAUUGGAUGGUGUGACUGUUGUGAGCAUUCUUCCAGCUAUUGCAGAUUUGGGCGCCUUGGAUUUAGGUCGUUGGGUUGAAAAGGUCGUACGGAGGAAGAAGCUUGAUAGGAUAACUAAUGUUGGCACUGCGCUUGUUGAUAUGUACGCAAAAUGUGGUGAAAUUGAAAAAGCCAAGAGACUUUUUGAUGAGAUGCCUGAAAAAGAAACAGCUUCCUGGAAUGCUCUGAUAAAUGGAUUUGCAGUCAAUGGCCAUGGCGAGGAGGCACUGGAGAUAUUUUUGGAUAUGCAGAAAGAGAACUUUAUGCCAAAUAAUAUUACGUUUAUCGGGGUUUUGUCCGCUUGUAACCACUGUGGUCUGGUAGAGGAAGGGAAAAGGUGGUUUAAAGCAAUGGAGGGCUUCAGGCUCGUCCCACAGAUUGAGCAUUAUGGUUGCAUGGUAGAUCUGUUGGGAAGGGCGGGAUGCUUGGAAGAAGUUGAGAAAUUGAUCGAAGCCAUGCCUUACGAUGCUAAUGCAAUAAUUUUGAGUUCUUUUCUUUUUGCAUGCGGCCAUUAUGGAGAUGUCACAAGAGCGAACGAAGUUUUAAAGAAGGUGGCCAAGCUGGAGCCAGGGAAUGAUGGAAACUAUGUAAUGCUAAGAAAUUUGUAUGCCAGAAAGAGAAGGUGGAGUGAUGCGGAGGAAAUUAAGAGGUUGAUGAGGAAGAAUCAAGCAAAUAAGGAGAUUGGUUGUAGUGUCAUAGAGGUUGAUGGUAGAAUCGAGGAGUUUGCGGCUGGGCACAGAGUGCGUACGCAUACAGAAGCUAUACAUUUAACCUUGCAGCAAAGUUGGAAGCAUAUGAUGGGGGAAGGUUCAUAUUGAAUUUAUCAUCUUAUAGAAACGGGGUGAAUUGCUU